CUCUGUCUCUCUUGCUGCAAUAUAUCUCUCUCUCUCCCCUCUACUCUUCCUCUUCAUUGAUUGAACCCUAUCCCUCUUCCUCAAGUCGUUCAUUGGGCUCUUCUGUUGUUCCUUAUGUCUUUUUGUCUGUUUUUGUGUUAAAGUUGGUAGCCAAAUAAAUCAUGGUCGAAUUUACGUGCUGUCCAGAUUUAGUGAAAGAAGUUGGAUUUGGUUCAUGUUCUUCGGCUUCAGAUAGUAGCUAUGAUUGUGUAACUCCAAGAUAUUCCUCUGAUUCAAGUUUCACUAGUCAAACAAGUUCUUUUUCAACAAGACGAUCUUCACAGGCAGGCUGGACAGAUGAAGAGGAUAAUCUGCUGGCUGAAGUGGUUAAGAGGUUCAAUGGGAGGAAUUGGAAAAGAAUAGCUGAAUGCAUGACCGGAAGGACCGAUGUUCAGUGCUUGCACCGCUGGCAGAAGGUUCUAAAUCCUGAACUUGUCAAAGGCCCUUGGACAAAAGAGGAGGAUGAACAGAUUAUUCAGUUAGUCGAGAAAUUUGGCUCCAAGAGAUGGUCUGUUAUCGCUAAGUAUUUGCCAGGUCGAAUUGGCAAGCAAUGCAGGGAAAGGUGGCACAACCAUCUGGAUCCUGCAAUAAAGAAGGAUGCAUGGACUGAAGAGGAAGAAGCAAUACUAUCCUAUUAUCACCAAAUAUAUGGCAACAAGUGGGCAGAAAUAGCCAGGUUUCUUCCUGGAAGGACUGAUAAUGCAAUAAAAAAUCACUGGAACUGCUCAGCAAAGAAAAAGUUCGAUUUGAACUUGCCUUGUUGCUCUGAGCUGGAUUCACAGGGGAGUACUUCUGAUGGUUCCUGCAUUACUCAAAAGAGAACAAGUUCCAUUGAGCAUCAGUUGUUGUCCCAGAAAGUUCGUGAAAGAAGUGGCCUUCAGGAAAGGGGUCAGGACAAUGUUGCUCAUGUCUGUUCAACAGAAUUAUCUCUUGGAAACACUAUUUUUCAUAUGGACCAUCUAGAGUCAAAAACUCAUCUGCAUGGGACCUGGCGAUCUUCAGACAAAGGGGUAGGCAAUCUAAUAAAUUCACUUGGUAGGUUCAAAGUUGGUGGCACGGAAAUUGUUCCCGCAGAUAUGCAUGGCAAUCCUUCGCCAGGUUAUGCUUUUUCCUCUGCCGUUCCUCCUGCUAAGUGUGAGAGGAUCUUUGAAUCUCCUGAGAGGAUCUUUGAAUCUCCUAAGAGGACCAGGCAUGUGUCAGGCCUCUUACCAAAUACUGACCUUUUAAGUUUGUCAAGUUAUGGAUAUAGUAAGGAUCAUGGUCAGCUUAGCAAGAAAAACAAAGUUUGUAAAACUACACCUUGUCAGGAUCAUUGGCUGUCCAGCUUUUUGUGUUACGAUCCACCUCAAUGUCAAGACCUAGUCUCGGCUGAAAGUGAUGGGAUUAUCAGUCUAGACAAUCACACCAAUCAUUCCAAACAUCGGCUAUUGUACUUUACCCCUCCUAGUUUAGUGCUAAAUAUUUCUGGUAACGGUAGUAGCAGUCCAGAGUCUUUGUUGAGAAACUCUGCUAUGGGUUACAAGAAUACUCCAUCAAUUAUAAGAAAGAAAAUUUCAAGAGAAGCUAGGGAUGAAGCCUCUUGUUGCAAAAACCCUAGAAAUACAACCUCAUCUUCAUCUCAGAGCAAGGAGAUAAAUAGCACAGGCUCAUCAAAAUUGGAGGGCACUUCAGUUUCCAACACUUACAAAUCUGAAACAUCAGUUGCUGGAAGAUCUCUAGAAAGACGAUUGGACUUCGCUUCUGAUAGGGAAUGGGAGUCUACUGCUGUUAGGUUUUCCACCCCUAUCUGUGCAUCAUCAUCUGCACUUAACUCUGGAGGAAAAAUGAAUUUGACUCCUUAAAAGAAUUUAAUUGGAAGAACAGUUUCGGCCUAAUUUGGUGGACAUUCUCACAGUUACUGGAAAGGUCUAACAAAUCCAGCAGCAGCAAAUGCCAUACAAGGAACAAGGCGAUCUCUAAGAAGUUAGUUUCAUAGUGGUAGUGCCAGUGAAACGCAACUGGGAGGAGGAAACAAACAGCAACUUAGUAUCAGACUGAGCAGAAGAAGUAGAUUUCCUGUUUCCUCGGUUUCCCUGUGUUUGCAAGAGGCAAAACUUGAUCUUUACUCGAGUAUAGUUUCAGUUUCCAUUGGAAAAUGACUGCAAUAAAAUUUGACCCGGGGAUGAGGCAUGUCUAGUUUCAUGGAACCUUAGAAACUGUCUUUAAUAAUUAGAGAAGUUUGUUAGGCUUCUCUUCUCCAAUAAGCCCUUCAUAGUAUACCAAGGUGAAGAAUAUUGAAUACAUCGUCUUUCUUUUGCUUUUUAUAAGUUUUCCUGGAUAAUUUCUGUGGAUUGAUCUGAGCUGGUUUGAUAUUUACUCUGUAUAUGUGUUGGUUCUGCAGUUUUAUCUGUGGCCAAUAAAUUAAGAUCAAAUUCAGCUUCUUUUGCAAA
Molecule: messenger RNA, 2468 nt
Organism: Coffea eugenioides
Lineage: Eukaryota; Viridiplantae; Streptophyta; Magnoliopsida; Gentianales; Rubiaceae
Exons: 11
Coding region: 162-1880 (572 amino acids)
Biological process (GO): regulation of DNA-templated transcription
Cellular component (GO): nucleus
Molecular function (GO): RNA polymerase II cis-regulatory region sequence-specific DNA binding; DNA-binding transcription factor activity, RNA polymerase II-specific
Source: RefSeq, a predicted model, not a curated record